GGAGGUAAACUUCUUCUGAUUAGGCCGAGCUCCCUUCCUACGAGUCUCAAAACUCUCGACACAACAUUGAAACCAAAAAAGCCCACUCGUCUCGCCUUGACAGCCUGUUAACAAUGUUUGUCCCAGACAAAAUUUCCUUUUUCCAGUAAUACCCAACACAAAAUUCCCCCCAAUCACCAUCACACUACAACGCCAUCAAACCAUUCUUCAAAGGACAAAACAGUAAUUUCACAAUUUCACACGUCAAACUCCCUCUAUUCGCCCUCCCCAACAAACCACCUCACCGGAGCUUUCCCCAUUUCUCUUUCUCCAAAUUCAAAAAAAAAAAAAGAGCAGAAAAAUUCAGAUCUACCCAAAGCCACAUUCCCCAAAAAAAAAAAAAAUUAUAUAAGAAAAAAAAAGAAACCCUAAUUUCUCAAUCUCUCUCUCUUCGAUUUCGAUGGGAGAUUUCAAUCUCGCUCUCGUAAUCGUCGCGGUAGUUGUGUGCAUAAUCGUGUUCAUCUUCAAUGUCUACCUUCUCGUCAAUUACCAGCACCCUGACGAUGCGAACCAAGCUUACUUCCCCAAGUUCGUCGUCGUUUUGGGGCUCUCCGUCGCCGCCAUCUCCAUUCUGAUGUUACCGGCCGACGUGGCGAACCGGCAGGCUUGCCAGCACGCGAUAUACAAUGGCGCGUGCAAUCUCACCCUCCCGAUGAAGGAUCUCUGGCUCGCAAUCUAUAUUCUCGACGCCGUGCUCGUUUUCUUCAUUAUCCCCUUCGCUAUGUUCUACUACGAAGGCGACCAGGACAAGAGUGUUGGUAAGAGGAUCACGAGCGCGUUGCUUUGGGUGGGGACUACGGCGAUCGUGUGCGGUCUCGUGCUCGGAAUUUUAUACGGGCUAAUUGGAAAGGUGGACUUCACUGUUAUGCACCUUUCUUCAUCCACAACUAGCUUUCCUAAUUCGUGGGACUUCAGCAGUUCUCAGCCGUGUAUUGGAAGCGGUACACGCCAGUGCUCUGCAUAUUCUGCAAGUGCUUCAUCAGAGAAAACAUGGACUAUGCGCACUACCUUUCCAGAAUAUGUUGUUGCUCUUGCUACCAUUGUUGGAUCCGUACUGUUCGCGAUAUUUGGUGGCGUUGGUAUUGCUUGCCUGCCAUUGGGACUUAUAUUUUCAUUCAUCAGGCGUCCAAAGGCUGUUAUCACUCGCUCACAGUACAUCAAGGAAGCAACCGAACUAGGUAAAAAAGCAAAAGAAUUGAAGAAGGCAGCUGAUUCACUCCAUCAAGAAGAAAGAAGUGGUUCUAAGGGUAGAAAGUGGCGUAAAAAUGUAAAGGCAGUAGAAAAGGAGGUGCUCCAGUUAGAAGAAGAUGUAAAGCUUCUUGAAGAGAUGUACCCUCAAGGAGAAAAGGCUGAGACUUCUUGGGCCAUGACUGUUCUUGGGUACUUGGCAAAACUUGUGUUGGGAAUUUUAGGGUUGAUUGUUUCAGUGGCUUGGGUUGCACAUAUUGUCAUUUAUUUGUUGAUUAGUCCUCCUCUGUCUCCUUUUCUGAAUGAGGUUUUCAUCAAGCUGGACAGUGUCUGGGGUCUUCUGGGUACUGUAGCUUUUGCUUUCUUCUGCUUUUACCUUCUGCUUGCGGUGAUUGCUGGGGCAAUGAUGCUUGGUCUGAGAUUAGUUUUCGUUACGAUUCACCCCAUGAAAUGGGGAGCUACUCUUAUGAACUCUUUUCUCUUUAAUGUUGGUCUUAUUCUCCUUUGCUCCAUCAGUGUGAUUCAGUUCUGCUCUACUGCAUUUGCAUACUAUGCGCAAGCAACUGCAGCACAGGAAAUAUUUGGCCACACGCUGGAAUCUCUUCGUGGAAUUAGAUAUUUGUACAAGUACAAUGUGUUUCAAAUUGCAUUUGUUGCUCUUGCGGGAUUGACCUUUGUGUAUUAUGCUGCCUUUGGAUGGAGAAGAAAAAAACCCAGUGGCAGGUUCCAACUUUCUUCUUGAGGUAUGUUUUGCCUAGAAGAGCGUGCACCCACCUGGAGGCAUCAGAAUUCUCAUUUUUAUCAUCUCUUUUGAAGUAUUUUUCAUAUCGGAUGUGUGGCCUAGUUUUGUUCUAUGCUGGAAGGUCAGAUUUGAAGUUCAGAGAAUUAGGCAGAUAUCAUCUGAGUUCAACUGGAUUAAUGCAGUGAGAGUGGGAUGGUGAGUGCUGCUCAUGCCAUUGUUGUUUCUGUUUGUUUUCUCCCUUUUGUAUGUAUUAAUCCUUUGUUUGACUUGUGUUAUACGAUGGCUUGGGCAUGUAAUUGAGAUACCUUCUGCACGUGGCAACCAGGUUUAGAGAACCAUCCUUGAUGUAAUAUAACCAUUGAGCACAAAAAGUUGUAUGAGCAGCCAUUUAUUUUCAUAACUUAGUGUGUAUUAUUUGCCUUGUAUUUUAAAUUUAUUUGGUGAAAAGUAUUAGAAAGGUUCAUCAGAAGGAAUAUGUGUACCAAGGAUGAUUAUGAAAGGUAUUUGAGUUGAUUUAACUGGUUCUGAAUUCCAGCUUACCAGGUCAUGUUU
Messenger RNA from Quercus robur (English oak), 2521 nucleotides. RefSeq names its product LIMR family protein At5g01460. The record is from RefSeq and is a predicted model, not a curated record. Bases 440 to 1969 code for a protein of 509 amino acids. The transcript is spliced from 14 exons. NCBI's taxonomy places the organism in Eukaryota, Viridiplantae, Streptophyta, Magnoliopsida, Fagales, Fagaceae.